Molecule: messenger RNA, 579 nt
Organism: Xiphias gladius (swordfish)
Lineage: Eukaryota; Metazoa; Chordata; Actinopteri; Istiophoriformes; Xiphiidae
Product: interferon a3-like
Exons: 5
Coding region: 1-579 (192 amino acids)
Biological process (GO): defense response
Cellular component (GO): extracellular region
Molecular function (GO): cytokine receptor binding
Source: RefSeq, a predicted model, not a curated record
AUGAUCAGCUGGACCGGCCUCUUUGUCCUCUGCAGCGUCCUGAGUCCUGCUCUCUGCUGUGAUUGGCUCAGACACUACGGUCACCACAGCAACAUCUCUCUGACUCUCAUCCGUCUCAUGGGCGGUCAGCUGACAGAACAGGAGAGUCCAGUUUCCUUUCCGUACAGACUCUACAGACGCAUACGAAACACUGAGGUGGAGUCCCAGCUGGUUUUCAUCAGAGACAGUCUGGACCAGAUAUUUAAUCUUUAUCACCAUGAAAACCUCUCCUCUAUUAUCCCGAAUACCGACAAGACUAAUCGCUUCCUGAUGAGCAUCGACAGACAGAGAGAAGGACUGAACACCUGUGUUUCGACUACAAAGCCAGCAGACAGCAAACUGAGUAAAUACUACAGGAGGCUGGUCACAAGUACUCUGUACCGCACUGGUGGCAGUACCGUGUCCUGGGAGCUGAUCAGGAAGGAAACUAAAAUGCACCUGGAUCAGUUGGAGCUACUGGUGGCCUCCAUAAUAGAUUCAGCUGCUGCCAGCAGGAGGCGCUCUACACCGACUCAACACCAACACUGGCACAACGUCUAA